AGAGCAAUAGAUUUCUAAAACAGCUACUGUUGGUUUGUUGUUUUUCAUGCCCAUCUGAUAAGCCAGAGAGUGAGGGUGAUUGGGUAGGAUAGUGAAAGUGGUUACUAUAUACGGCAUAGCAGAACUAAAAUGUAGGAAACCACACACACUAUACAAGACAGACCUUGUACACUAUUAUACAUGUAAGGCGUCUCCUACUUUUGAAGCAUAAUUACAAAAGUGUUGUAGCAUUAGCAUAUUCUGGGGUGUUCCUGUUUUUUUAUCAGCUCAUUUCUGCGUGCGUUGCUUCAUUUGCUACUGCGUAAACUAAAAGGGAAGAGUAAUCAAAGACUUCUAGAAGAGGCAGCAGGAGACUCAGACCAACUUAGAGUAAAGACAGAAUCUCUCAGCUAAAAGAAACAUGGGGACUGGUCAAUCUACACUGGAAGCAGCUUCGACACACAUACAAAGAGCUGCCAUUAUCAUGUACUGCUUGAUAAUUAUAGUUGGAACUCUGGGCAAUGCUCUGGUCAUCUACGUGACAGGAUUCAAAAUGAAGAAAACAGUCAACUCAGUUUGGUUUCUCAACUUGGCCAUAGCUGACUUCCUCUUCACGGCCUUCCUGAUGUUCUCAGUCAUUUCUCUCUCUCAGAGUCACCGAUGGCCUUUUGGACAAUUUGUGUGCAAGCUCAACACCUUUGUGAGUGUAGUCAACAUGUUUGCCAGCAUCUUUACUCUGACAGCUAUAAGUUUGGAUCGUUGUUUGUCCAUCUGGGUGGUGGUGUGGGCACAGAACAAACGCACAGUCUGCAAAGCUCAGAUCAUAUGUGUUGGUAUCUGGGUGAUUGCUGCGAUCUGCAGCACUCCUUAUGCCACUUUUCGCACUGUGUUAGGAGAUAAUGGGACAUAUUCCUGUAGUUAUUCUUUGACACAUGAACAAAAAUGGAGUCUCCACAUUUUUCGCUUUCUUAUGGGCUUUGUGAUCCCUUUCCUGGUAAUAGUCAUCUCUUAUGUGGCCAUAGGGAUCCGUGCAAUGCGCAUGCAGAGAACAAGGAGAAGGAGAUCUCGCAGAAUCAUUUUCUCCAUCAUUUUUGCAUUUUUCAUCUGUUGGUUGCCCUUCCAUGUUUUCAGCUUUAUAGAUACAUCUAACCCAGAUCUCAGGAACAUUGUUUUAAUCGUGGGUCCUCUGACUGUGAGUCUGGCUUUUCUGAACAGCUGCCUGAACCCCAUCCUCUAUGUUUUCAUGUGUGAAGAAUUCAUGAAGAAGCUUCGACAGUCCAUAUGUUUUGUACUUGAGAGUGCUCUGGCAGAGGACCAUGUGUCAUUUAUGUCCACUCGCUCCAUGUCAUCAACAUUUUCAAGAAUUUCACGAAAGUCAGAUGCUGCCACAACUUUAGAGAAGAUCGACCCAGCUGCUUUUGAAUCCUGCACAGAAAGCAAAGUGGUCAUCACUGAAAAGACACUGAGCAUUUAAUAAGAUCUCACCAAUGAUGAAAUAAAUCAGUAAUGCAAGAUGUUCAUCUCAUCUCUUUGAAACAUAUAAUGUUGGUACCCUGGCUCUGAUUAUUAUGGGUGUCCUAUAAGUCUGUUGGGGUAAGGCAUAAUAUAAUUAUGCAUGAAACAAUAAUCAAAUCAAUUCAGUCAGAUUAAGUUCUUGGAUGAUCAAUUAAUGUAACAUAUAACCCAAUUUUUUUUAAAAGAAAAUAAGACUUCUAUGCUGUUGUUUUGAAGAUAUUGGAUUUCCAUCAUUUGAAUGUCAAAAUUUUUGUGUCAUUUUUAUAUUUGUAUAUCUAUAUACAGCUUCUUUAUCCAUGUAAAUUACUAUCAACAUGUAUAAAACUGUGACAAGUGACUGAACAGUGAGUUUUU
Messenger RNA from Oreochromis niloticus (Nile tilapia), 1848 nucleotides. RefSeq names its product chemokine-like receptor 1. The transcript has 2 exons. The coding region runs from base 401 to 1453 and encodes 350 amino acids. Gene Ontology annotation, molecular function: complement receptor activity; G protein-coupled receptor activity. Gene Ontology annotation, cellular component: plasma membrane. Gene Ontology annotation, biological process: inflammatory response; complement receptor mediated signaling pathway; phospholipase C-activating G protein-coupled receptor signaling pathway. Lineage: Eukaryota; Metazoa; Chordata; Actinopteri; Cichliformes; Cichlidae. The record is from RefSeq and is a predicted model, not a curated record.